This is a messenger RNA of Thrips palmi, 9653 nucleotides long. RefSeq names its product afadin (gene cno). Gene Ontology annotation, cellular component: adherens junction. NCBI's taxonomy places the organism in Eukaryota, Metazoa, Arthropoda, Insecta, Thysanoptera, Thripidae. The record is from RefSeq and is a predicted model, not a curated record. Gene Ontology annotation, biological process: signal transduction; regulation of protein localization. The transcript is spliced from 32 exons. Bases 277 to 8751 code for a protein of 2824 amino acids. Gene Ontology annotation, molecular function: cell adhesion molecule binding.
CAGACGCCGUGAGCAGUGUUCGUGCGCCGGUCCAUGCCAUCGUGAGCGUAGCGUCCGCGUUUCGCCCGUUCAUUUACCUCGCCGUCUCAGACUAAACAUGGAAGUUUUUCGCAGUCGCUGCAACAAGUUUACUGUGACUUAAGUGUGUGCUGUGGUCAGUGUUCACCAUGAGUGUUCUUUGGUGGUGGAAGUGAAAAGUGAUUGUGUGUGCCGCGGUACAACGACCAUCCACAAGAAUCCUCAAGAGGUGCACAUACCUGCGUUUUAAAAGGCGCGAUGGAUGCGGCCGCAAAGAAGGCAGCGGACCGGGAGGCUUUGCGACACGUGAUCCAACAAUGGAACGCCAACCGCCUGGACAUCUUCGAGCUCUCCGAGCCCAACGAGGAGCUCGAGUUCCACGGCGUGAUGCGCUUUUACUUCCAAGACUCCGGGCAGAAGGUGGCCACCAAGUGCAUCCGCGUGGCCUCGGACGCCACGUCGCAGGCCGUCAUAGAAACGCUCAUCGAAAAGUUCCGGCCGGACAUGCGCAUGCUGUCCGUGCCAGAGUACGCCCUCUACGAGAUCCACGAGAAUGGAGAUGAACGGCGGCUCGGCACGGAGGAGAAGCCCCUGCUGGUGCAGCUCAACUGGCACAAGGAUGACCGGGAGGGCAGGUUUCUGCUGCGGCGGAUCAACGACAAGACCAAUGCCAGUGUCACAUUUCAAAAAAUGCCAGCCAACACGUUCCAGGAGGAGAACACUAGCUUUAAGAGGAAACUGUCGAAGCGGGAGAAGAAGAUGCUCAAGAAGCAGGAGAAGCAGAACAGGAUUAAGAACAACGAAAACGAGGAAAACCCCGCUGGCGUGGCCGGCAAGCUGUACACAGAGCUGCCCGAGACGAGCUUCACGCGGUCCAUCUCCAACCCCGAGGCGGUGAUGAGGCGGCGGCGGCAGCAGAAGCUGGAGAAGAAGCUGCAGCAGUUCCGCAGCAAGGACGGCGGCCCGGACACGGGCGGCACCCUCAAGAUCUACGGCGAGGCGCUGUGCAAGGACGUGCCCUACAAGACGCUGCUGCUGUCCAUCGGCGACUCGGCCGCGCAGGUGGUGCGCGAGAUGCUGGCCAAGUACGGGCUGGACCGCGAGGACCCGCACGUGUACUGCCUGGUGCAGGUCAACACCAACAUCCCCGAGUCCACCAACGACAGCAAGGAGUACCACGGCGGCACCAACAACCGCGAGUACAUCCUGGACGACGACGAGUGCCCGCUCGCCAUCCUCAUGAACCACCCCAACUCGAGAGGCUCCAUCAUGUUCCACGUGCGGCGGCGGCCCGCGGACUACCACCCUCGGAAGCGGAAGAAGAAGCCGCAGCAGGCGGGCAAGUGGGGCAAGGACGGCCUGGAGGGCGUGGACGCGGACGGGCGCUACGACGACACCUACAUGCCCUUCUUCCUCGAGCUCAACCCCGACGGCACGGACAUGAUGUCGGCCACGCCGCAGCGCCACCGCCUGCAGCUCAACGUGACGGAGGUGGGCAGCGAGCGGCCCGUCAACGGCCACCAGGCCAUGCAGUCCCAGUCGCAGUGCCUGACGCUGCACGGCCCCCACGUGAUGCCGCGCCACUGCGUCGUGGCUCACACCGAGGGCAUCGUGACGGUGACGCCGUGCAGCAGGGACGCCGAGACCUACGUCAACAACGUCCGCAUCUACGAGACCACCAUCCUGCAGAAUGGAGCCACAGUCAAAUUUGGAAGGCUUCACAACUUCAGGUUUAUUGACCCCAACUUCGAGGACAGAAACAGGCAACGGCUAGCUCAUGAAUACUCGUAUGACAGACAAUCAAGAGAAGAACCCACCUCUCCCUCUGGUGUCCUAAACAGUACAUCAGGCAUGCCUGGUGGUAAUAGUACGCAGAAUUACGAGACCACCUUUGAUGUGGAUGGAAAUGUAGAAACAGUUUCAACGUCCAGCCUUGGCAACAAAGAUGAAACACGGUCUCAACGAUCUGUUUGCAGUAGUCGAGAUGGAAAUAGGCUAUCCAAUUAUGAGCGAUAUCCUAGAGGCUCUGAUGCCAUCCUCCCUGCCGUCCUUGAAUUCAGAGAAGAGACGGAAGAAGCAUUCUUGCAUGCCAUUAUUACCGACCUGGACCCAAAUGCUGUCGGGCUCAAGUUAGCACCAACAUACACAUUGUACCUGGCUGCUCGCUACAGAGCAUCAACCCACUACCAGCCUGACUUAACACCCACAGAGCGAGCAGAUAGGCUGACAAUUUUGCUGGCAAGAGUAGCCGCCAUGAUCCAAAAUGUUAUCCAAGAACGGUACUCAGACUCCCUUUCCUUGGCAUUCUGGAUGGCAAAUGCAUCAGAACUGCUUCAUUUCUUAAAGUCAGACCGACAUGUUUCGGCCUUUUCUCUGGAUGCCCAAGAUAUUCUAGCAGAAGCAGUGCAAAUGGCAUUUAGAAAUUUAGUCUCGUGUUUACAAGGAGAAUUAUCAGCUGUUAUGCCAUCUUUUAUGUCAGAAAGGGAUGAUUUACAAGAUGAAGAGAAUGGAUCCGUUUUGCAAGUGCUCACCAACACGAUGAGCCUGCUGCGGCGGUGCCGUGUUAACGCGGCGCUAACCAUUCAGCUGUUCUCACAGCUGUUCCACUUUGUCAAUGUGUGGGCAUUCAACUGUGUUGUUACCAGUCCAUCACCAGCAUCAAGCGUGUGUUUCUGCUCUCGUGCUUGGGGACUUAGAUUUAAGGCAAGGUUGGCCCAACUGGAGGUUUGGGCUGAGAGACAAGGUUUGGAGCUGGCUGCAGACUGCCAUUUGGCUAGGAUAAUUCAAGCUGCUCACUUACUGCAGGCACCAAAGUAUACAGCGGAUGAUUUAGCAACUAUAAGCUCAACGUGUUUUAAAUUGAACUCACUUCAAUUAAGAGCACUUCUUACAAAAUACCAACCUGCUCCAGAUGAACCACGUCUGUCACCUGAGCUAGUGGAGAAUGUGGUGAGGGUCGCGGAGAACGUGGCGGACGAGCUGGCGCGGACAGACGGCCGGGAGGUGCAGCUGACGGAGGAGCCGCUGCUGCAGCUGCCGUUCCUUCUGCCCGAGGACGGCUACAGCUGCGACGUGGUGCGAGGCGUCCCCCAGGGCCUCGCCGACUUCCUGGCGCCGCUCAGCCACGCCGCGCUGUGCCGCAUGACGGUCCAGCCCACGUCCAGCGGGCUGUGGACAGUGUACCAGAUGCAGGAGGGCCACCCCGGGGCGAGGAGCCCAAGUGCCAUGAGCAACCGCUCGAGCGGAUUCCAGCCGGCCAUGCAGCAGCAGCCCGAGUACCAAGUCAUCAAGCUGCACAAGUCCAACAACGGCAUGGGCCUCAGCAUCGUCGCCGCCAAGGGUGCUGGCCAGGACCGUCUUGGAAUCUACAUCAAAUCUGUGGUGAAGGGAGGAGCAGCUGAUAUUGAUGGACAACUUCAAGCAGGUGACCAACUUCUGAAAGUAGAUGGUCAAAGUUUAGUAGGCAUUACGCAAGAAAAAGCUGCUGAGUAUCUAGUUCGCACUGGACCAGUAGUCACUCUUGAAGUAGCCAAGCAGGGGGCUAUUUACCACGGUUUAGCUACUCUCCUGUCGCAGCCUUCUCCAGUCAUGGGAAGAGCAUCUUCUCGGCCUUCCUCUCCUCUGAACUGUUCGGGAGGUAAUCGCUUACCCACCAGCAUUUCAAUGGGAAACAUACGCCCAAGCUACAAUGAACGCCUCCCAGAAUGGAGUAACCGUCCCCCUCCAGGUGUGGCUUCCUCAACUCUUCCUCGCCGUCCCACCUCCUUAGGUAGCAACUUUCGUCCUAACCAUCGUCAGUACCUCUCUCCAUUUGAUACCCCAUCUCAGUACAAUUGUAUGAAUGUGGACAGUUGGCAGAAUACUCUUUCCCCACAUACACCAUCAGGUAACAUCGGAGGCAUCAUCACUCCAACAUUUGUUGUAACUCCACCUGAGGCUGAAACUGCCUCAAACCAUACAUAUCUUGAAGUGCCUGCUAAUCAUAACAAGUGCUACAACAAUCCAGCACCAGAUGAAAUCUGUGAGUGUGAGAAAGAAGCUUUGCGUUCAAAGCAAGAAGCUACGGGUCUGUUGAAAGGUAAUGCGUCUAACGUUGAGAAAUCUUCUCCAAACUCAGUCAAUUGGAAAGCGGAAGUGAUUCGACGCUAUCGAGAGCGUUUGGAGCAGAAACAGAGUCAGAAUGUGAACCCAGAAGAAAUAAAAUGUCAUCUAACAAAUGGAGUGCACAAUAUUGACAAAAGAGAAAAUAAUGUAGACAUUUGUGGAUCUGAAAAUGGAGCUGACUCCAAUUCUACUUGCUCAACAUUAGAGGCUGAUUGGGAUUCUCUUUCCUCUUCUUCUCAUCGUAUCAAUGAAACUCGCAAGCCUGUGUCUAAAGACCUAGAAAGACCUCAAAAUGAGGUGUGUAGCGUAGAGAGAGGAGGACCUAAAGUAGCCUGUUGUAAUAAUAAGGAUGGCAAACUCACAGAAGAAGAAAAAGAUACAAAAAUAAGAGAAGUGCAGGAAAUAGUGAGUUCACUUGAGAGUAUACCAACAACUUUAGAUGAUGCUCAAGUUGAUCGUUCAUCAAAAUACAGGGUUUCCUUUAGCAGUUUGGACAAAGUUAGGGAAAAUCCUCUUUUGAAACCAUUUUCUUCAGGAGUGAGGUGGAAAGAAGACUUUUUUUCAUCUAUGCUUAACUUAGAUCUGGCUAUGCUUGAUGAAAAUUCUUGUAGCUCGUCCUGCCAUAGCAGUCUAAGUUUAACACAAGAUGUAUCUCCCAGAGAUCUUAUUUUUGGGUGUGGCAGAGUGGCAGCAUUAGCUCGUCAUUUUUCUCAACUGGGUGAGUCAGAGGCUUGCAAUGUCCGGAGGACUAAGUCAGAACCUGAUAUCAGUCCACGAACUGAUAAGAGGCGGCAGGACAGUGACUACACUGUUGUGUAUUCUGUUGGUCUUAAGUCUGUUGGGUUUAGUGUUGACCAAAAUUCAGGAGGUGCACCUGAGGUGCUUGAUGUUGACUGUAAUGAAGAUAGGGUUUCCUUAAAAGACCCGAGUUUCGACCUUGAGAAAGUGCGUCUCCCUGAAGAGAUAGCAGGGGAGGACAGUAGGUGCAUAUCACCAAGUGACCACAACUCGAGUGGUUCUGAGGAUUCCAACAGUCCGUGGGUGCAGCUUCGAAGAUUAUUGCAAGCUGAAUCGAAACGAAGUGAAGGGAGUGAAUUGAAUCGUGAAGAUGAUUUGGAAGAAUUGUCAGACUUAAAAGAAGAACCAGUGACAAACAUGUGGGCUCGAAUGAAGAAAUUGGUGAAAGGGGGCAGUGCCUCUGGCGAUGAUGACUGUACUUCAGGACAGGUCUCGACUUCCUGGAUGUACAAAACUGAUGUCAAAGCCAAGCCUGAAAAAUCAAAGCCAGAGAGGAAAACAAAAAAGAAGUCAACAGUGUCUCUUGAUUCAUCAUAUCUCUCCUUUGAUGUGACUGCUAAUGAACCUGUUAUUAAGAACAGCGUUAGUGAAAACUGCCUAAUGUCAUCUGUUGCACGAGACACUCAACCCAGUGUAUUUUCCAGAGGAGAAAGAUCUAGAAGUGAAGAAGCUCUUUUGCAGAAAAAGAAACCAAAGAGGAGAGUGGUGUUUUCUUGUGUUCAAGAAAACAGUGAUGGAGAGAAGUCACCAUCAAUUCAACGAUAUUCUGUUACCAAACCUAAUUUCCCUGAAAAUGACUCUCCCUCUGUGCGACGUUAUUCUGUCACAAAGCCAGUAGAAACGAGGCCAAAGUUUCCUGAUGCAUACAUACGUACAAGAACUUGCCAAAGUGUAGAAGAUUUGCCAAAGAAAAUUACAGAAAAUCCAGUUCAAAGAAGUUUAGCUCGGCAAUUUGUGUCUAUGCCACAUAUAAUGCAUCCACUUUAUAUAGGUGGACACACCCAUUUAAUUCCUAUCAGGGCAAAUAGUGAUGAAACGAUUUGUCGGCAUCUGCAUUGCACCCAUCUCAACAGUUAUUACCACCCUUGGCCCAGACGUAUGAGUGAACGUGACUUGCCAUCUCGAGUUCUUAGCGAACAGAACCAUAACACAAGCACAUUAAAUGGUGGCCGUAAUAUACUCCCCCCGCAUGCGCCUAUUCACAGCUCAAAAUCUGUACCUUCACUUAACACUGGAGGUCACAAUGACAGUCCUGGCAUGGUGAACAUGGGUCAUGGUCCCAUGGGGCCCAUGAGUCCAAUCAGUCCGAUAAUGGGGCCAGGUGCAGGGCGCCCACCACACCAUGAAGUAUUUAAUCCUGGAUACUCUCGAACUUCAUCCACAACCAGCAUCCCUCAGGGGCUGAGGUCAAGGUCGAGCCAGAACCUUGCUGACCCUCGCUCACCCAAUGGAGCGACUUUGCCACCCAUGGGGCUGGGGUCCAGGCAAAUGUCUAACCCCAGUCUCCAGCCACCACAACAGCCCCCUCAGUCUCAGCAUAGUCCAAAUGGACACUCUGCUGGCCCUGAUGGGGAGCGCUUCUAUCAAAAUCUGAGUAUUUACCGUAAUCAAGAUAUGCACAAUGGAUACCCACCUCAGGCCAGAGGCAAGUUGCCUAGUCCCCAGCAUCCAUCUGGUAUGCCUCAGCCACAACAGGACAGGAGUCCUCCACACAUGCAAAAAAAUCUUCAGAAUAUGCAUAAUCUGAGAGGAUCACAAUCUUCAUUGCAUAGAGACAGACCAGCAUCUGCGUAUCUGCCUCAAAACUCACCUCACACACAGAUUAUACCUGGAAUGGGUGGAAUGCAGGCACGUUCCCAGUCAUCCAGAGACAUGGUUCAAAAUGCCAAACUUGCUGAAAUGCAGGAAGAGGUUCGGAGACGUGAGCUGAGGCAACAACAAGGUCAACAGGUUCAGCCCCUGAGGCCACAGAUGAUGAGUCCACUGAGCCCGCAACAACAGCAACGGUUACAGGGUUAUCCUCAAGCUGGGCCUCAGGUUCAUCCACCACCUACAGCCCCUAAGCCUGGUGGAGGAAUGCCUCAGAGGCCACCAUUGCCAAAUGAUGAAGUUGGAUUCAGAGAUUCGCCUCCUCCACCUCCCCCACCAACAUCCACUCAUCCACUCUACAAGACAAGUCCAGCUGUUGACUCACGAUACAGUGCCUCUUCUGAAGGAGCUCCUCGAGGAAAUUUCUACCAACCCAAUGCUAACAACCAGGGUACUCUUCCAGGAAGACACAUUCAGUUUAAUACAGCUACUAAUCCUUGGGAUCGAGAAGAAAAAGAACGGGAACAAAUCAGACGACGGGAGGCUGCACGACAAUGGCGGGACCAACAGAUUGCAGAGCUCUCUGCGCUGCCAAGCCGAUCACCACAACAAGAGGAGCAAUUGCGAGCUCUGCGGAUGGAGCGAGAAUUCCAGAGGCGAGCUGAAGAAGCUGCUCGGCAUGAUGACGAGGAGGAGGAUGAUCAAGAGAGUCCAGAGCGGAACCAGGGUCUCCUGCGCCUGGCUCAGCCCACUUUAACACCCCAGCAACAGCAACAUUCACCACCUCAACAACAAGCACAGCAAUCACCUCCACAAAAUUCCCAGCAGCAUCAGCAGCCACCCAUUCAACAAGUGGCUCAGUCACGUCCCUACAACCAACAGAAUGGAAUUAUUGGACGAACAUCAGUCCCACCUAAUGAGGAGAAGGAGAGGCAAAAGCGACUCGAUGAUAUGAAAAGAAAACAAGCUGAAAUGGAGCGCGAACGUGAACAGCAACAAGCUGAGGAGCGGUAUAGGGAAGCUCAAAAACAGCGAAGGGAGGAAGAAAUGCGUCACCAUCAUCAGCAACAACAGCGGUUAUCAAAUCAACCACCCCAGUCAAUUCUUAAUUCCCCAACAAAGAAUCAUGUCCAAUUUAACAACAGUAUUAAUAGUAACAACAACAACCAACAAAAUAAUGCAAACCGAUCGGGACAGUAUACAAGCCCCUUGACUGGGAAGCACCCUGCUGCCAGUCACUUGAGAUUAGAAAAUCUAGUUAUGAAUGGACCAUCCACUCCUCAGACGCCUCCCCAGGGAUACCAGCACAUGAAUGGUUACCCCAACAGCCCUGCAGCUUACAACAACAACCAAAAUUUCCACAAUGAGGCCACUUCUCCAACAACACCUUCAGGCCCUCAACAGAGACUGGAUACUCUCCUCCAUGGCUCAUCACCAUCAGACAAAACUGCAUUCCCGCCUCAGCCUCCUGAGCGUGGCUCAUCCUACUCCAUCAUGAUGUCACAGCCCAACCGCCAGCCGCCUCCCUCUGGACCACUUUCCCCCUCUUCAAGUGGAGGUCUUCAAAGAAGUUGCCUAUCGACUCCUGGUGACCAGACAACAAGUUCAACGAAAAGAGUGUCAUUCCACGACCCUGGCUCAAGCCAACCACCCCCACCUCCAUCAACUCAGCCUCCGCCCAUUAGAGAAGAUCCAAAUCACUUUAUCAAUGAGGCCGAGACCAUGUUGGCAUCUCCCAAGACCCCUGAUGGACCUGGCGGAAUCUUUGUGGGAUCAACUCCAGGGGUCAUUGGAGCACAGGAAGUCUACAGGGAUCCAAGGCAAAGGAGGUUGGCUGAACAGCAGCAGCAACAGCAGAAGCAACAAACAUCCAGAGUACCCGAGAAACUUACCUUCAAGGAGAAGAUGAAGAUGUUUGCCAUGGAGACUGGUGAAGAUGGCACUCCCCGAGACAAGGUUAAAAUAUCCCGAGCGCAGAGGGACAUAGACACCAUAGCUUCUCCUGCAGCUAAUAACUCAUAAAUAAGAUCAACUAUACUGUACUGUUGGGAGUGAUGUGUUUUCUUGUCCUUUUUACCUUUAUUUUUAGAAAUGUUUUUGUAUAAAAUCAAUUGUAAUUUUUGUUUUAUCCACUUAGUCUUUUUUUGUUUGUUUGUGUACAACCAGCAAUAUCAUGUUCAUAAUGUAGUGGCUGAUUUUUUAUGCCAAGAAGCCGUCCAGCUGAUGUGGCAAGUUUGUUUAUCUUUGUCAUUCUCACCUAUUGUAACUAUAGAUUUGUCGUUUUUGAGUUUGUCUUUCAGUCUGGCUGGCUCUAGUUGUGUACAUAGUUUAGCCGACAGCACGUCAUUGUAUCAAAGUGUAAUAUGCAUUUGUAAUCAUGAAAUAGCUCUUUGAGCUGAAUGUGUGAUGUGUUGUUUAUUAUUUAUUUUUCCAGCUCUUGACGAGAAAUGUUUGUAGCAAAGAUCAUGAGAUUUUAUUGAAUGUUAUGACAAAUUCCUUUUUAGAGGAAGAGUAUUACUAUUUCUUGUUGGACAUUUUAUGUUUUGUAGUAUUUUUGACAACAAUGUGUCCUGUACCUUUAUUGUGAUAUGGUUGCUUAUUGAACCAUAACAUCUUAUGAAAGUUUAUUGUAGCUUAAAGCUGUAUGAGCUGUACCUAAAUGAAGCUUGAAUUAAAUUUUGUGAGUCUAUUUUUACACUUGCUCCUAUUGUUGUAGAAAAUAUUUGAGAGAUAGCUAUUUAGCAUGGAAUAGGAAAUUUUAAAGUUUGACUAUAUUAUGUAUAAUGUAAAUUUUCAUCAAUUGUAUUUCAUGUUAUAUGUAUCUAUGUAAAGGCAAAUACUAUUAUUGCAUGUAUGUAUAGUAAAUGACAUCUUUACAAGACAAGGAACAAAUAAAAUCGAUAAAUAAAGUUUUUGCCUCGUUA